CGCAAUUUGGGUCUUCGAUCUUCGUCCAAAACCUUGCCAUGCCCACCACAAAGCAGACCACUACAAUUGUUGUUAGCCUGUUGGUAGCUAUCCUUGCUGUCCUGUUUGCCUUUCAAAAGGACAUGCUGUCGUUGUUUGGCCAAGCCAAAUAUUUCCUGCCGUGCCUCGUGGCCUUGUCUGGCAUUGGGAUCUAUUAUGCUUUGGGUAUAUUUCGAGAGUUUCAACCCAUCAUCUCGGAUACCCUUGCCGCAACACAGCAAGAAUGCUUCUUCAUCAUUGCCACUCCACCUGCCUACACGGGUGAUUUCGAGGCUCAAAUGGCACCCAUGGAUCUGCUAUUGCAGCGAAAUAUGGAUACUUCUCGUCCAUUGCAAAAUGCAGCCCUGGCAGCCGCCGAGAUGUUUGUCGACGAGGAUAUGGACGGCAACGGUGCUGUAUCUGUGGCGUCUCCAGUGGAAUGCUCCCUUCAGUUGUACCAUAUAGAAGAGGAGCCACCGAGACCUGAUGACAUGUGGACAGCACGAGGAGUCUUGGUGAAGACAAGCAGUUUUCAAGAAACACAGCAAUUGACACAAGAACUGCAGACAACACUGCCACACAACCUGACCCUACAAGCCAUCAAUUUUGGUCCUGGCCCGUUUGUCGCAGCGAAUCACUCGAUUGUGGAAGGGCAAGCCAGUUUCUUCCUUUCCUUUCUGGUCACAGAAUGGGUAGAAGCGCUCAUUGCGAUGCAUCAGCAAGUCUUUGAUUUUCAAGACAAGUUUGUCGUCCUGAGAGUAAUGGUCAUGUCCAAGAAUGCUCAAGAUCAUGUCACACUCAAAGAACAUGUCAUUAUGAAGCCUGAUUCACUAGAUGUUUACGAACAGAUUCACCCCGGUGAUCACAAGGACAGCAACCCACAGCAGCCGUUUGACUAGAUUCUUCAAGGACGAUUGAUUGCAACUCAAUGCAUGGCAAACCUUUUUAUUAGAAGGGCGACGAUUUUGGAUGCACCAAUCGACAUAAUGUUCCGAGAAAAGCCUGGAAUACAGGUUACUUGCGAGUUGCAAUGUCAUAAACUAUGACUCGUGCUUUAGUAAGCCACCUCUACCGGGUGCAUGUUGGGAGGUCUCCCGUUCCGAUACUUAUUCAGUUACCUUUUGACCAUUCAACCAGCCCCAAUCUAUUCAAUUUCUUGCAAGACAAGAAAUACACAACAUAUCAGGCAACUUGAAGGAGGGAGAUCCCAGAAUUUUCCUGAUGUUGUAAGCUCCAGAAUCAUUGCUUGGUUCCUGCUCUGCAACUACUCUAAAAAUGGAGCAUCACAUUGCACCUGCAACAAACUUGAAGAAGCAACAUUCCAGAGUAAAGACAACACUUCCAAUGGAGCCAAUGGAAAUGGAUCAGAAGGAUUCAAUCUUGAGCCUACUUCCGAUGGAGACCAACCCUAUCAGUUAAAAUACGAAAUAGUGCUGUGCACGGAUUGGGUACGCGUGUACUAAUAG
Seminavis robusta is the source of this 1484-nucleotide messenger RNA. The record is from the annotation of a GenBank genome assembly. Lineage: Eukaryota; Bacillariophyta; Bacillariophyceae; Naviculales; Naviculaceae.